Molecule: messenger RNA, 624 nt
Organism: Schistocerca nitens (vagrant locust)
Lineage: Eukaryota; Metazoa; Arthropoda; Insecta; Orthoptera; Acrididae
Exons: 4
Coding region: 1-567 (188 amino acids)
Source: RefSeq, a predicted model, not a curated record
AUGGUGUCCAGCACGGCGUGUGCUGCCGUGUGGAGCGUCCCGACAGCACACACAUGUGGGCACCGCUGUAGAGCAGUUCUCAGCUGUGAAACGGAUGAUCCAGAGUGUGAUGAGAAUAAUUUUUGUGCCCCUGAAACGAGUUGCAACAGCUCUGUUUACUUCACGCCCGCGGGUAACCACCUGUGCAUCUGUGCACUGGUCUUCGCCGUCCCCCCGUGUCCAAAACGUGGCGUACUACGCCGCAGGCUCGCGUAUAUAAGACGGAGGCGUGGGGCCGGAGAAGCGUCACUUGCCAGCGCGACAUGGCGAAACUACUGGCCGUGUAUCUGCUGCUGCUGGUUGCUGCCCUGCUCUGCGAACAGGCCCUCGCCUGCACGCCGGGCACCCGGAAAUACGACGGCUGCAACUGGUGCAGGUGUUCCAGCGGCGGGGCCUGGACGUGCACGCUUCGCUACUGUCCUCCAUCCAGGGGUAGCGGUGGGGGUACUAUACUGGUGUGACCUCUAUGUGAUGCCCAGGUCAGCUGCCCAUGGAGCCUUACUGAGCAGUGAUCUACUCCUUCAAUAGUGUUAAAAUUUUAAUGUAUACCUAACAAAUGGCUACAAACAAAAUUUGAUAUACUCA